AUGAGCCACCCCGAGACUAUCUACCCCGCGCCCGCGUCUUACGAGAGGGCGCAGGCCGCCCUCGCCGCCCUCGACACCGCGCGCGAAUCGCUCCGCAGCUCCGAGUACUCCGAGGCUGACCAACGGACGGCGCUCUGCUGGCUGGCGAAUGAGCUGGGGACGACGCGGCCGGAGCGGGGGACGCUCGCGGCGAUCCGGGCGGUGCUGGAGAAGCUCGAUCGGCCGGACGUCUUCCGGAGAGACCAGGACGCGUGGGAGGCGCACGGCGCCAAGCCUCGCUCGUUCAAGAGCUGGAAGAGCAAGAUCCACGGCCUCCUCCUCACAGACGCCGACGACGCCUUCCUCGAGUUUACCGCCUUCUCGUCCCUGUCGCCCGAGGUCAACUGCUUUGCGCGCGCGGGGCUCGGCUCGACGACUCGUGAGACGGCCUUCAUCGUGCGUGUGCAGCGUGUGCUCCUCUGCACGCGCCGCGCUCUCUUUGCGGCGCGCAGCGCCGCUAGAGCGGGGCUUGUCCAACUUGUGCUGGGCUUCACGCUCGGGCCCUUUUGGAACGGCGCCGCAAGCGCCCUUGAGGCGGCGACGCGCGGCGUCCCAAUCACCAUAGCGCAGACCGUCGCACGGCCCGGCGCCGCCGAGGCAGGGGCGCGCAAGGCGUGA
Emiliania huxleyi CCMP1516 is the source of this 657-nucleotide messenger RNA. RefSeq lists its product as hypothetical. The transcript has 7 exons. The record is from RefSeq and is a predicted model, not a curated record. The coding region runs from base 1 to 657 and encodes 218 amino acids. Lineage: Eukaryota; Haptophyta; Isochrysidales; Noelaerhabdaceae.